AUGGAACAGUCCCCCGUUCCAUCAGGAUACCGUGCCAUAUUGGCGGCACGGGAGCAGGAAUUCAACGCUCGUCUGCAGGACGGACAGAUCUCGCCCCUGAUAUUCCCCCAUGAUUUCGUCUCCCUCUUCGUUACUGUUGGGGUGUUACUGGUGCCAUGGCCUCGCCAGGGUGCGUUCAAGUACGCCAGGCAGCUCUCAUUUUGUCUGGUCUUGUAUUUGAAUAUCUUGACCAUCCGCAAAUGUCGUUCUCGCGCUAUGGCGAACGGCUACGGUGUUGGUUUGGCCUUUAUCUGGCAUACCAUUUGGAGCGCAACCCUCCUUGUGUUCAACGACGUUCAGGGGAAGUUUAAGAGGAUAGAAAAAGACACCACCAUCUGCGAGACCAAACUAAAUGGCGUUGACUCUGUAGUAAACAGAGAUGGGCCUGAGGAAAGGACAGGAUUGGGACAUCUUCACGGUCAGCUGAACGGAACACCAGCCCGUCGACGCUCCUCGGAUCGAGAUAUGAACAACUCGGGAACGUCUCCCGUCAAGGAACCUGGCCGCACUCAUUACACAACAUAUUAUCGAUGGCAGCCAUUCCCGAAAACUUUUUCGCACCGCCUAGCCUGGGUUCUCGACAUCUCCACGUUUUCCUUUCGAGGCCCCGGGUGGAACUGGAGUAAUCCAAACGUGGCACCUGCGCCGGACAAAUCUGCAACGAAAUCCGCUCUCAAGGCUAUGCUAACGACCACGGCCAUCCACUAUUUGAGGCUGGAUCUUAUCAAAGUACUUGUAAUGCAAGAUCCAUAUUUCUGGGGAGUUCUAGACUCACCACCUCCUGCGUUCUUUGCGCCUCUUGGCCAAUAUGCAGGCAUACCCGCCCUUGCAUACCACUACCUUCUCAUAUGCCUCGGUAUAGUCUCAGCACUGAUGGUAUAUUACGGUUGCUUGUGCAUUAUUUAUCUGCUUAUCUCUCUGUCCUGUGGCCCACGCAGUUGCGUCAGGGUCCCAAUCGAUGCCCCAUGGCUCUAUCCUAACCUCUUCGGCCCGUUUCUUUCCUCCGUACUCGACAAAGGUUUAGCUGGCGCCUGGAGUAAAUGGUGGCACCAAGUCUUCCGGUUCGCAUUUGUGUCGCCCACCGCGUGGGUGUUCCCAUAUCUACCACAUUUCCUUCGAAAAAAACCUUAUUUCCCGCUCUUGCGCGCAAUCGUUGCUUUUGCUUUGAGCGGAUUGAUUCACGCCUGCGGAAGCUAUACUCAGCUCGGAACUACACGUCCCUGGGGACCGUUUUCCUUUUUCGUCGUUCAGGUUCCGGGCAUACUGAUACAGCAACUUGCGGGGGAGAUUUGCGCACAUUUACCGUUUGCGCUCCCCAGGUGGCUGAGGCGGUGGUCCAACCUCGCAUUCUUCAUUUUCUGGAUCUUGUUAACCGGUCACCUUGUGGCGGACGACUUUGCUAAAGGGGGUGUUUGGUUGUUCGAGCCUGUUCCAGUCAGCCCCAUUCGAGGAUUGGGAUUUGGGGCUGUAGGGGAGGGAUGGUGGUGUUGGCAUGGCAAAUGGUUUGGAUUGUGGAAAGGCGAGAAAUGGUGGCAGCGAGGGGUUGAGAUAUUUUAA
Uncinocarpus reesii 1704 is the source of this 1596-nucleotide messenger RNA. RefSeq lists its product as uncharacterized. The transcript has a single exon. The coding region runs from base 1 to 1596 and encodes 531 amino acids. Lineage: Eukaryota; Fungi; Ascomycota; Eurotiomycetes; Onygenales; Onygenaceae. Gene Ontology annotation, biological process: lipid metabolic process. The record is from RefSeq and is a predicted model, not a curated record.